AUGUUUCACACUAUUAGAUGCGCUCGUUCUAAGCUUAACGCUAACAUUCCCCGUCAGAACUACCGUACAAUAUACACUGGCACUUCGUCGCUCAGAAGAUAUGCAUUUCCAAUAUCGCGUCAACCUCGGCGCGCUCAGAAUAGGGGAGCGAAGCGGAAGUCUACUAUCACAUUCGACGACUUUCCCCCACGUGUUGUCAAUGAACUGCCAUUGAAUCCCUUGCCGCCCACGGAGUCAGAAUUGAGGGAGUCUGAUACAAAGCCAAUUAAGACGAAGAAAUGCGCCGCUAAAACCGAAGAUGAUGAUGAGCUUCCUCAAGGUCUCAUCCCCCUAGACCCUUUGCCGAUUGAGAAUACAGAACCCACAUUACCAACUGUACUUUUGCAAGCCCGCAACAACAUUCGAAAAUUUGAGAACUGUGUGCUCCUCACCCGCGUGGGAGGAUUCUAUGAGUUAUAUUUUGAACAUGCGGAUGAAUUUGGACCACUCCUGAACUUGAAAGUUGCACAGAGAAAGACUGGGAAGAAAGAUAGUCCUGUCUAUGUGUCUAUGGCAGGUUUCCCUUUCUUCCAACUGGAUCGUUAUCUCAAGAUUUUGGUCCAAGAUUUGCAUCGCUAUGUUGCAAUUGCAGAGGAGUUCAAGAAUGAUGCGGUAGCACAAUCGAAGUCCGGGGGCCUUUUGAAUGAUAGGAAAGUCACUCGGGUCAUCACUCCCGGGACGUUGAUUGAUGAGUCUUUCAUGGAUCCUUUCACGAACAACUAUGUUUUAGCUGUUCAUGCUGCCGACAAUCCUCAGACUGACAUGGAAACUUUGGGAACGGAUGAAUCUGCUCCUGUACGCCUGCAGCAGCCUUCUAUGACCCUCGGUCUGGCAUGGAUGGAUCUGUCCACUGGCCAUUUUUUCACCCAAACCACAACUCUUUCUUCGCUACCAUCAUUCCUUGCUCGUAUUGGACCUCGAGAGAUCGUCUUAGAUGAAGGAUUCAAAGGCGAUGAGGACCACGCUAUUUUCAAUGUGCUUGCGGAGGACCAACACAUAGUCACAUACGCUCUUGCAACAGAAUUCAAACCGAUGAAAGAUUGGUCACCUAUGUUGGAAUCACCAAUAUUUCCAAGUAAAGCCGAGGAAUUCACUGAUGAAGAGGUUGCCGCUGGCAGUAUUUUGAUUCAGUACGUGGAGGAGAAACUUCAGGGCUCGAAUAUGAAACUUCAACCCCCUUCGCGUCAAUUGGAUAUGAUGGGAAUAGACAAGAACACUAUGCGAGCACUGGAAAUAAAGAAGACAAUGAGAGAUGAUCAGUUCACAGGAAGCUUACUGCACACAAUUCGAAGAAUGACUACUAAAGGCGGCGCAAGAUUAUUAGAGACUUGGUUAAGUUCCCCUUCGACAUCUCUCGACAUUAUCAACUCACGUCUCGAUCUGGUAUCACAUAUGCUAGAAAAUGCGGAUCUGAGAGAGAGAAUUUGUAUCCUUCUCGGACGAUCUCAUGAUUCCCAUCGUCUUCUUCAGAAAUUCGCAUUCGGCCGCGGAGACCCAGAUGACCUGCUGGCCCUCUCAGCCACCAUUCAAGCAACGCAGGACCUGGUGACUACUUUGCUCUCUUCUACAACGCCAUCUUCAGCUUGCAUUCAUGCUCUCGCUACUCGUAUCGAUCUUGAAGGUCCUCUUGCUCUUGCUUCACGGAUCCAGGAAGCUAUCGACGAGGAAGGUGUCUCUCAGAAGCAUCUUAUCGAGACAGCAGAGGAAGAAGAAAUCCGCGCUUUAGCUAAUGCAGUGGUAAGUGGCGACGAGAAUGGCUUGGAAACUUCCGCAACUCCCAAAACGAAACGGAAAAAGCCAACAAGUAUACGAGAACAUUACUCGGACGACACAGAAGCCUGGAUAAUGAAACCGGCGGCAUCGAAAACUCUCCAACGCCUACAUCAAUCUUUAUUGGAGUUAGCAGAUGAGAAGAUAGAACUCACCGAAUCGCUGAGCGCUAGUUUAGAAGCACCUUCUCUGACACUCAAAUUCACACCUGGUCUAGGUCAUAUUUGUCACAUGAAAGGGAAAGAUGCAUCUCGUUCUCUCGGAGAGGGCAAACGAGUCUCUUCCUCCAAAUCCACAACUUCUUUCCAUCACCCAUCAUGGUCUGAUCUAGGCUCCCGAAUCGAUCGAUGUAAAGAUCACAUUCGCGCCGAGGAACAACGAGUAUUCCGUGACCUUCGAGAGCAAGUCAUCCUGAACAUCGUGAAGCUGCGAAAGAAUGCAAACGUACUGGAUGAGCUGGACAUCGGCUCUUCUUUCGCAGUGCUCGCGGCGGAGAAGAGUUGGACAAGGCCGGUAUUGAACACCAGCACGACACAUAAGAUUAUAGGCGGUAGACAUCCAACAGUAGAGGGAGGAUUGAUGGAAGAUGGUCGGGCAUUUACUACUAACGAUUGUUUCGUUGGCGAUGUGGAAAGAACAUGGUUGAUUACAGGUCCCAAUAUGGCCGGAAAGAGUACGUUUCUGCGACAGAACGCUCUCAUUACGAUUCUUGCCCAAGUCGGCUCAUAUGUGCCAGCACAGUAUGCAGAGAUUGGAAUUGUUGAUCAAAUCUUCAGCCGUGUUGGCUCCGCGGAUAACCUCUUCAAGGAUCAGUCGACCUUUAUGGUCGAAAUGUUGGAGACGGCAACAAUACUGAAGCUUGCGACGCCGCGAUCCUUUGUGAUCAUGGACGAGAUAGGCAGAGGGACAACUCCGAACGAUGGCACCGCGGUAGCUUUUGCUUGUCUGCAUCACCUGUACAAUGUGAACAAAUGCAGAACUCUAUUUGCAACACAUUUUCACAAUUUGGCAGAUAUGGCAAUCAAGAGACGAAUGGAGGGAGUUGGGUUUUAUUGUACAGAUGUGAAAGAAGAUGCUGAAGGCGAGGGAUUCAGAUAUGUGCACAAAUUGAGGGAAGGAGUGAAUAGGAGCAGUCACGCAUUGAAAGUGGCGAGAUUGGCUGGACUGCCGGAGGACGCAAUUGCGGUGGCUAAAGAAGUUUUGGACGAGAAGAUAUUCGCAAUGUAG
Molecule: messenger RNA, 3036 nt
Organism: Glarea lozoyensis ATCC 20868
Lineage: Eukaryota; Fungi; Ascomycota; Leotiomycetes; Helotiales; Helotiaceae
Product: DNA repair protein MutS, III
Exons: 3
Coding region: 1-3036 (1011 amino acids)
Biological process (GO): mismatch repair
Cellular component (GO): nucleus
Molecular function (GO): ATP-dependent DNA damage sensor activity; ATP binding; mismatched DNA binding
Source: RefSeq, a predicted model, not a curated record